GGACGGAGCAUGAGCCAGUGACCGUAACAUGAGGACCGGUGGAGAAUGACAUCUUAUCCUGAGGGUUGUUGCAGAAAGCCAGAGAAAAUGAACGGGGCGAUCGGAUACGUGAUCAUUUAUUUAGGGGCCGUGAUUAGUUUCUGUGCGGCAGAGGCUUUGAACAUCUCGGCGGUGGAUGGAGACGGAAGAGAGAACGGGACCGAGGCUGAUGGGGACGGCUCGGUUCCCCUGGUGCUCAGCAAAGUGAGCCAGAUCAUCGCCCGCGAGGGGAACUGUGCUUUAAUUGACUGUAAUAUCACCGGCGACCCUUUUCCAAACAUCCAGUGGUUCAACUCGCACGGACACCUGCUUGACGCUAAGAAAAGUGAUGGUAAAUGGUGGAUUCUGGACAGUGGCAUCCUCAACAUCACCAGCAUCACGUUCGCAGACCGCGGCAAAUAUACAUGCGUGGCCUCCAACGCGUACGGCAAGGCCAACUGCACGGUGACGCUGCGCGUGGUCUUCACAAAUGGAGAUAUGGGUGUGUACUACAUGGUGGUGUGUCUGGUGACGUUUACCAUCAUCAUGAUUCUGAACAUCACUCGCCUUUGCAUGAUGAGCAGCCAUCUGAAGAAAACCGAGAAGGCCAUCAACGACUUCUUCCGCACGGAAGGCGCGGAAAAGCUCCAAAAGGCCUUUGAGAUCGCGAAGCGUAUUCCUAUCAUUACCUCGGCAAAAACGCUGGAGCUGGCGAAGGUCACGCAGUUCAAGACCAUGGAGUUCGCGCGCUACAUCGAGGAGUUGGCGCGUAGCAUACCGCUCCCGCCGCUGAUCAUGAACUGCCGCACCUUCAUGGAGGAGAUUCUCGAGGUCGUCGGCGUGGAGGAAAUGAGACACACUUUUGUCCGGCAAGCACCCGAGAGUCAUGACGGGGCGGCUGUCGGCACUUCCAGCGACGUUUUCACUAUCUUGCGCGAAAGAGAGCGGGCGAGGGAGAGGGAACGCAGCGAUUCUCCUGCCGUGGACUCGGACGACGCGUCGCUUCACGAGCAGCCUCAGCACAUAGCCAUUCAGGUUUCGGUUCAUCCACAGUUAGCUGCAGCAGGAUGCUGUAACAUAGAAGCUCCACCUCUUUCCGAAAUAGUCUCCUCUCCACCCCCAUUGGCUCAGCUGCCUCUGGAGGAGGAGUCUGAGGAGAAGGAAAACAAGGUGGAGUCUGUACAAGGAGGUGGUGCUGCACAAACCCAAGUCAUUUAUGAAAGCCAUGUGUAAUAUCCUCAACGAAGAUUAAUGACCUCGCUAUGCAUUUUCUUGGGGAACGAAAAGGUCAAGAUUUGUUUUUCUUCACUUUAUUUGUGUUUGGGUGAAUCUCUCAAAACUCAACAUUUCUGGGUUGUAUUUUACCUUAAAAUAAAACGAAAACAGAAAUAAUAUUUUGCAUAAAGCAAAUAAAGCCCAUUUUUCAUAGUUUCUGCGUUGCAUUGACAUUUUCGUGACAAUUAACCCUCCAUUUAUAGAAUCUAUUCUAAUUCAUGAAAUGGUAUCAUUACUGUACAAUUAAAUGUUUAUUUUAAGUAUUCAGUAUUCAUUUAGUUAUACUUCAUGGUUUUAUUUGUGACAGCUGAAUUUAAUUUAGGUUGAUUUCAAUUAAAACAGUCUGAACAGAAUUAUUGUUAGUACUGUUUUGCAAAAAUAAUGUAAAUAUAUUUGCAUUAAUGAGAUUGAUUUUUUUUUUAUUUACAUAACAGUAAUGUGAAUUUGGAGGCAAAUUUUGCUUAAAAUGAUAGACACAAUCCACAAAAAUUAUUAAUAGUCCUAAAAAUGGUUAAUUUUCUUGACUUUUUUUUUUAAUGGUCAAAUAUAACCUUGUAAUUUCUUUGUGAGAUUGACCCGUGUAAGUAAUUUUUCUCAUGACAAUGAAUACUCAUGCUGAAUGUAUUUUGGGGUGAUGUUCUCUAUUUAUUUAGAAAAUUCAGGUUUGCCCAUGAUGUUUUUCCCGUAGUUAACAGAAACUAGGUCUACUGAGGGACACCAAGCUCACAUCUCACGUCUUCAUCGGCAGACAGAAAGUAGUUCUGUUGGAUGUAGUUACAGAUUAUUCAUUUCACGAAUGAAUGAGAACGAACGACUGAUUAAUACAUUUGGCUGAAAGUAAAACUCACACCGUUUUAGAGGCUGAAGUGCAUUUUUCAUUCAAUAGAAAUCCAACAUUUUUGAAAAUAUUUCAGUGACGUGCACAGUAAUUCCCAAGACCUCGCUCCCUCUUAUAAUGCAUGAAGAAUGCAUGUCGAUCUGUUUUCAAUGCUGCACUCGGAGACAACUUUUGUUUGUGCGAUCUUGUCUGCUAUGUGUUAUUUAUCAUUUGUGUCACGUAAACACGGCAUUGAUACUUUGAAUAACAUUGUAGAAAUUUCAGUUUGAGAUUGAGGCUUUUUUUUUUCUUUUCGUUGUUUCCACUGGAGUCUUUAUACUGUUACUGUAAUGAUGGUAUUAUUACUUUACUAGUAGUACUACAGUAAGUAUUAGUUUUGAGUUCAAAUGCACAGCUAGGUUUUUCUUUCUUUGUUUUUUUGGAGGAUCCAACAGAGAGCUCUUUAUAACGGAGCCCCAAUUAAAAUGUUUGAUCUCUUCUGAUGUCCUAGAAACACAGUUUUGCUUCUUAAAAAGGCUCACCUUUUAGUUUCAGUGCUAACGAGUUAGAAUUCUUCAAUGUUGAUCUUGCUUUUUUGGGGCUGUAAAUCCAGAGUAACCUCUCAGCACUGCUGAUAGCUAGCUAAACGGGUUAAGCACUAGUCAUUAUAAAUGUUCCUAGUCAGGAUUGUCAGAGGAAGCGAUGGCUAAGUAGUGAAAUAAAGCUGCUGUGUACCCAUGA
Molecule: messenger RNA, 2851 nt
Organism: Sinocyclocheilus grahami
Lineage: Eukaryota; Metazoa; Chordata; Actinopteri; Cypriniformes; Cyprinidae
Gene: mfap3l
Product: microfibril associated protein 3 like
Exons: 2
Coding region: 46-1251 (401 amino acids)
Source: RefSeq, a predicted model, not a curated record